This is a messenger RNA of Arabis nemorensis, 2310 nucleotides long. NCBI's taxonomy places the organism in Eukaryota, Viridiplantae, Streptophyta, Magnoliopsida, Brassicales, Brassicaceae. The record is from the annotation of a GenBank genome assembly.
AUGGAGAUAUCAGCGCUUCUAACAUCUGCUGGAAUUAAUAUUUCCAUAUGCAUAGUGCUACUGUCACUUUAUUCCAUACUUAGGAAACAGCCAGCCAAUUACUGUGUCUAUUUUGGUCGAAGGCUUAUUUGUGGUGGGGCUAGGCGCUAUGAUCCUUUUUGGUAUGAGAGAUUUGUGCCUUCUCCAAGUUGGCUGGUGAAAGCAUGGGAAACUAGUGAAGAUGAGUUAUUAGCUGCUGCUGGUCUUGAUGCUGUGGUUUUCCUCAGGAUGGUCAUUUUCAGCAUUCGUAUUUUCUUUAUAACUGCUGUUGUUUGCAUUGCCUUUGUGCUGCCUGUUAAUUAUUAUGGGCAACCAAUGGUGCAUAAGGAAAUUCAUUUGGAGUCAUCAGAAGUGUUCACAAUCGAAAAUCUCAAAGAAGGCUCAAAAUGGCUGUGGGUUCAUUGUCUUGCUUUGUACAUUAUAACCUCGGCAGCAUGUCUUCUUCUCUACUUUGAGUAUAGGACCAUAGCCAAAAUGAGGCUUGGACAUAUUACUGGAUCUGCCCCAAAGCCAAGCCAAUUUACUGUUCUCAUCCGUGCUAUUCCAUGGUCUCCUGAGCAAUCUUACAGCGACACUCUGAGCAAAUUCUUCACAAAUUACUAUUCAUCAAGCUAUUUGUCCCACCAAAUGGUUUACCAUAAUGGCAUCAUUCAGAGACUGCUGCGUGAUGCGGAAAGGGUGUGCCAGACUCUAAAACAUGUUUCUCCUGAUAUCAGUUGUAAACCGAGGAGUUUGACUCAAUGUACCUUUUGCGGAGGACCUACAGCCACAAAUUCUUUUCAUAUCCUCUCUAAUGAGGCGGACAGUGUCAAAGGAAUGGAGGUUGGUGAACUGACUUUGACAACGACAGAGCAAGAACGCCCAGCUGCUUUUGUGUUUUUCAAGACACGCUACGAUGCUCUUGUUGUUUCAGAGGUUCUACAAACAUCAAAUCCUAUGUUAUGGGUGACUGACUUAGCUCCAGAACCUCACGAUGUGUAUUGGAGGAAUCUCAACAUACCUUAUCGACAACUUUGGAUACGGAAAAUAGCGACCCUUGUUGGUGCAGUUGCCUUUAUGUUUGUGUUUCUCAUUCCCGUGACCUUCAUCCAAGGGCUGACUCAACUAGAGCAGCUGUCUCACGCAUUUCCUUUUCUAAGAGGCAUCUUGAAGAAGAAGUUUAUAAACCAGGUCAUCACAGGGUACUUGCCCAGUGUGAUCUUGAUACUAUUUUUCUAUGCCGUUCCACCAUUAAUGAUGUAUUUUUCAACCUUGGAGGGAUGUAUUUCACGGAGUAUAAGGAAGAAGAGUGCGUGCAUCAAAGUCUUAUAUUUUACCAUUUGGAACGUGUUCUUCGUGAAUAUAUUAUCAGGGUCUGUUAUCAGGCAAUUGAAUGUCUUUUCUAGUGUCAGAGACAUACCUGCACAACUUGCAAGAGCAGUGCCGACACAGGCUGGCUUUUUCAUGACCUAUUGCUUCACAUCUGGUUGGGCCAGUUUGGCUUGUGAAAUAAUGCAACCAAUGGCUCUUAUCUGGAAUCUGGGAGUAAAAGUUAUAACCAAGAACAAGGAUGACUCAUAUGAAACACUUAGGUUCCCAUACCAUACUGAAAUUCCACGGCUACUUUUGUUUGGGCUCUUGGGUUUCACCAAUUCAGUCAUUGCGCCACUAAUUCUACCGUUUUUGCUGAUAUACUUCUUCCUUGCAUAUCUGAUAUACAAAAAUCAGAUACUCAACGUGUAUAUUACAAAGUACGAAAGCGGUGGACAAUACUGGCCUAUCUUUCACAACACAACAAUCUUUUCAUUGAUCCUGACGCAGAUUAUAGCUUUGGGUUUUUUCGGAUUAAAGCUAUCAACGGUUGCUUCGGGUUUCACCAUACCAUUAAUUCUUGUUACUCUGCUUUUUAGUGAGUAUUGUCGGCAGAGGUUUGCACCCAUCUUCCACAAACAUCCUGCUCAGGUUCUCAUAGAUAUGGACAGAGCUGAUGAACUGUUGGGAAAGAUGGAAGAGUUACAUAAGAGACUGCAUAAUAUAUAUUCGCAGAUACCAUUACACACUCAGAAAUCAUCGAAUAACGCUGAAAGCAGUAGUCCUUUCCCAAAUCAGGAAUUGCCAGAUCCUGAGAAAUUGAAGCCAGAGGAAGGCGAUGCCGUAGCUAAAGAGUUAUGGGGAUUUCAGGGCAAUGAUUCUGGUCAAGAACUUGACGGUAAGCCGUCCCAGUGCUUCACCAGAGCAUCUUUCCCCAAAGAUGAUCGAACUCCACAAACGGAUCUAGACGUUUUCACUUAG